AUGGCUAUAAGUCAAUUGCCACUUAAGGAUCUAUGGAGUUUCACUGUUCCUUGUAACAUUGGUGACACAUCUUUAGGUAAAUAUUUAUUUGAUUUGGGUACUAGCAUUAAUCUAAUGCCAUUGUCAAUCUUUAAGAAAUUUGGGAGCGACAAAACAAGUCCCACUACGGUUACUUUGCAACUUGCUAAUCACUCCACCAUACAUCCUAGUGGCAUUGUGGAAAACAUGCUUGUGCAAGUGGAAAAGUUAAUUUUCCUUAUAGAUUUUAUCAUUUUGGAUUGUAAAGUAGACAAAGAUGUCCUAAUUAUUUUCGGUCGCCCGUUCCUUGCUAUAGGCCGAGAUUUGAUUGAUGUUGAAAAGGGAGAAUUGACUAUGUGUUUGAAUGAUGAACAUAUUACUUUUAAUGCCUUGAAUAAUGUUUCUUACAUCAAUGAAAAUGAUGAAUGUUUUUCACUUGAUGUGAUUGAUAUUUUUGUACAUGACCAUUUGGAGGAAUACUAUAGCGCAGAUACAAAUUUAUGUGAUUUCGAGGCAUUUGAAGAAUUUUUGACGGAUGAAUAA
Messenger RNA from Hibiscus syriacus, 561 nucleotides. RefSeq lists its product as uncharacterized. The record is from RefSeq and is a predicted model, not a curated record. Bases 1 to 561 code for a protein of 186 amino acids. NCBI's taxonomy places the organism in Eukaryota, Viridiplantae, Streptophyta, Magnoliopsida, Malvales, Malvaceae. The transcript has a single exon.